AUGAUCAUGGAUACUGGCACUGCAGCCAAUCUCGAGGCUGAGCAGCAGCAGCAGCAGCAGCCUUCGUCCUCAGACCCUUGUUGGCUUGUGCCGUUCGAAAGGAACUUCUCAUUUGUAGGAAGAAACGAAACUUUUACCGAAAUUGACCUAGCAUUCGAGGUCAAGGAUGGCAGUCAACCGAGGGCAGCACUUUGUGGUCCUGGAGGCAUAGGAAAAUCCCAAGUGGCAUUGGAAUACUGUUUUCGAAGGCGCAGUAAAGAUGCCAAGUGUUCCGUUUUCUGGGUAAAUGCUGCCACGGUUGCUCGUUUUGAGGAAUCUCUCAACCGAAUUGCGAGUGAAUUCAGCAUAAACGCUCCGGAUGGAGCAUCUGACGCAGCCCAACUAUUGAAGGAUUGGCUCGAAGUGGAACACAUAGGUCCGUGGCUAAUGGUCAUUGAUAACGUGGACGACGAGGACGCCUUUUUUCGCGGAAAGAUGACAAUCGGCAAAACCCCUUCAGAGUGCAUCCCGAACAGCCAAACUGGGUCUUUGCUGUUUACUACAAGGAGCCGCAAGGUUGCCUUUGACGUGGCGAAUCCCGCAACACCAAUCGCGAUCCAUGAAUUGGGUAAAACGGAAGGGCUCGAAUUCGUCAAGAAGCAAUUGCAAGACACCGAACCCGAAAAUGUGGUUCUUGAGCUGCUUGAGGAACUUGACUAUACUCCUCUCGCCAUCACCCAGGCAGUUGCCUUUAUGGUAAAAGGGCAAAUGACUAUUCAGCAGUACCUAGAGCAAUAUCGCAGGAAUGGCACUACUAAGCCAGCAUUACCCAACCAUGAGUUAUCUAACCACUCACGACCGGAAGAUACCCCAGAAUCUGUCGCAAAAAGUUGGAAACUUUCUUUCGAAGCGAUACGGAACUCAAAUCCAAAGGCGGCGGACUUGUUAUGUCUAAUCAACUUCUUUCAACACCAUGGAAUCCCCGCUAUUCUCUUGCAGGAUACAGACGAGCUUGGAGAUAGUUCCCAUUUCCAGGAGGCUGCCGAACUCUUAAAAGCCUUCUCAAUUAUUGAUGAAAACGACUCGGGGUUUAGCACACAUCGCCUUGUGCAGCUGGCAACAAGGUGGUGGUUAGAAGAGGAGAGUCCUCAGGAUGUAGACAAGUGGGCUUUCCAAGCGUUGAAGUCCACCACGUCCCAAUUCCCCGCGCCAUCAUCUCAACCAAACUCUGAUUAUUUCAGACUUGGAGAAAUUCUGCUCCCUCAUGCUGAGUGGAUCCUGCAGUAUAAGUUCAAGACGACCACGAAGGAUUCCGAGAUCAUAAGAGCGAAAUUACUGGCCUCUACUGGGAGGUUUAUUCACUGGAAGGGAAAUUAUGAUGAAGCACGUUCAAGGUUCAAAGAAUCUUUCGAAAUAAAUUACCAGAAUCUGGGCGAAAAGCAUGUUGACACCUUGGUUAGUAUGGGGUUGCUGGGCUGGACUCUCGCCGUGUUUGAUCAGGACCUUCUAAGCCUCCCAGUUCUCAAACAAGUCGUGGAAUACCGGCGCGAGGUCCUUGGAGAAGACCAUCCUAUGACAAUUGAUAGUUUGAGCGACCUUGCCACAGCUGUUCUUUUGACUGGAGAUUAUACAGAGUCAGAGAAGAUGCAGCGUGAAGCUCUGGCCCGUAGCGAACAGGUUCUUGGGCUGAAACAUAACGACACCAUGAAUUGUAUGGCACACCUUGCCUCAGUUCUCGACGAACAGGGCAAGACUGAGGAAGCAGAAAAACUGGCGCUCCAGGUCUACGAAAUCAAGGCAGAACUGCUUGGGUACCUCAGUCCGGAUACCCUCGUCGCGGAACAUAACGUGGCUUAUAUGCUCAGUCAAGACGAAGAAAAGGUCGACGAGGCCAUUUUCAUUUACAGGCGCAGCUUGAGGAAUAAAAGCGAAGUUUUUGGGCUAGCCCACAACGAAACACUAAUAACAGCAUAUAAUCUCAUCUCGCAUCUGUUCUCCAACGAUAGAGUUUCAGAAGCACGAGCGCUUUGCGACAAGUACAUAUCUGAGGCGGGAGAUAUUCUUCAAAGGCAGAAUACGAGAACUCGAGAGUGGCUCACUAAAUUUGAAGCCGUUCGGGAUAAUCUAGCAGAAGACGCUGGCAAUGAGUAG
This is a messenger RNA of Trichoderma aggressivum f. europaeum, 2130 nucleotides long. RefSeq lists its product as uncharacterized. Gene Ontology annotation, molecular function: ADP binding; protein binding. NCBI's taxonomy places the organism in Eukaryota, Fungi, Ascomycota, Sordariomycetes, Hypocreales, Hypocreaceae. The record is from RefSeq and is a predicted model, not a curated record. The coding region runs from base 1 to 2130 and encodes 709 amino acids. The transcript is spliced from 2 exons.